GGUAGUGUAGCUGGACCCCAAGGCAAGGCAGCAGUAUUCCAGCCAGCGAGCGAAAAGGGUGCGAGGUGGUCAUCGGAAGGAAAAGGCGCUUGUCUGCAUGUACUAAAAAAGUAAUUUUCUGGCAUUUUAGUUCCAUUCAAACCCACCACCCAAUUCCCAAAAUGCACACUAACCCACCACUCUCCGCUUCUCUAAAACCCUCCAUCACCAACACCACCCCACCGAUCUCUGCCUCUUUGAAAUCCUCCUCCGCCCCUGCCAGCUCCACCACUCCAUGGGAGUUGUUUGACGCUUGAGCCAACACCACCCACCACCCAUAAGGCCAUAACCCACCCCCACCACUACUUCGACCGCCCAUCAAACCACCACCCACUAAGGCCACCGCCACUUGAGAUUAGACUCCACCACCACCACCACCCGUCACCCAUCUCCACCACCACAGCGCAUCGAUCAUCUCUACCAUCGCCAGCCUUCACCACAUUUUCUUCUACUCUCCCAUUCAGCCUGCUGGUCUUCUCUUCUCUUCUCUGCUUCUUCAUUCUCAAGGUCAAAAUGAAUGCAAAUGAAGUUUCUGCUAAUGUUCAUGAUCAUGGUAAGGUUGUCGAUCAACAAAAGAAUAGAGUUCAAUGUAACUACUGUGCUAAAUUGAUGAGUGGGUUCAGCCGGCUUAGAUACCACUUAGGAUGUGUAAAAGGGGAUGUAACCCCUUGUGGAGAAGUACCUGAAAAUGUGAAGGAACUGAUGAAAACCAAGUUGCUUGAACUGAAAAGAGGCAGUCUCGGCAAGGAAGUGGGGACCUUGGAAUACCCAGAUCUUCCUUGGAAGAGGAAAUGGUAUCCUAGCCCAAGUGCCAUUGAGCAUAGAAAGCUCCAAACCACCCAAAAAGCUGGUUCAGAUAGCAGAAAGGAUGUACAGAAGGACACAGUGUCAGAAAAUGGAGUGACCAAAGAGGUUUCAUUACCCAAUGGAAGAAGAGGUUCACAAAAAGUUGAAGAUCAUAAAGAAAGAGAGGAUUCAUCAUCAAGGCAAGCCAAGAAAUGCAUUGGUAGAUUUUUUUAUGAAUUGGGUACUGAUCUCAGUGCUGCAACAUCUCCUAGCUUCCAAAGAAUGAUAACUGCUGCUCUCGGUUGUGGUCAGAUUGGGUAUAAGCUUCCUAGCUGUCAGGAAUUAAAAGGCUGGAUCCUAAAAGAGGAAGUGAAAGAGAUGCAACAGUAUGUGAAGGAUGUUAGAAACUCAUGGGCAAACACAGGGUGUAGUAUCUUAUUGGAUGGGUGGAUGGAUGAAAAGGGCAGGAACCUUAUUAAUGUUCUAGCAGAUUGCCCAAAGGGCACAAUUUAUAUCCGGUCAUGUGAUAUUUCAGCCUUUAUUGCUGAUGUUGAUGCCUUACAGUUUUUUAUUGAACAAAUUAUUGAGGAGGUUGGGGUUGAAAAUGUUGUUCAAAUUAUCACAUAUUCAAUCUCAGACUGUAUGGCAGCUGCAGGCCAGAGAUUAAUGGAGAAGUUCCGGACAGUGUUUUGGACAGUUAGUGCAUCUUAUUGCAUAGAGCUCAUGUUAGAAAAGAUUGGGAUGAUGGAUCCCAUUAGAGGAAUAUUGGAUAAGGCCAAGGCCAUUACAAAGUUCAUUCACAGUCAUGCAACAGUUUUGAAGCUCAUGAGAAAUUAUACUUCUGCUAAUACCCUGGUAAAACCAUCAAAAAUUAAAUUGGCAAAACCCUUCUUGACUUUAGAGAAUAUAGUCUCAGAGAAAGACAACCUGCAAAAUAUGUUUGUCUCAUCUGGGUGGAACUCCUUGAUCUGGGCAUCUAGGGAAGAGGGGAAGAGGGUAGCUGACUUAGUGGUGGAUCCCGCUUUCUGGACUGGGGCCAUAAUGGUCUUAAAGGCAACUAUUCCUCUGGUGCGAGUUUUGAGUUGGAUCAAUGGGAGUGAUAAACCCCAAAUGGGUUACAUAUACGACACGAUGGACCAAGCAAAAGAAGCUAUUGCAAAGGAAUUUAAAGAUAAGAAAUCUCAGUACAUGCCAUUCUGGGAAGUGAUUGAUGAGAUUUGGAACAAACAUCUAUAUAGCCCUCUCCAUUCUACAGGUUACUAUUUAAACCCGCAUUUCUUCUAUUCAAGUGACUUCCAUUGUGAUGCAGAGGUUGCCAGUGGUAUCCUGUGUUGUAUCGUCCGUAUGGUACCAGAUCUGCAUGUUCAAGACGUGAUAGGUCUACAGCUUGAUAAGUACUUAUGGACUGAAGGUGCUUUUGCCCAAGGAAGUGCCUUUGACCAAAGAACUAAUAUUCCUCCAGUCUUAUGGUGGUCUCAUUAUGGCCGACAACAUCCUGAGUUCCAAAGAUUUGCCACUCGGAUUCUAAGCCAGACAUGCGAUGGUGCCUCGAGAUAUGAGCUGAAAAAGAGUUUGGCUGAGAAGCUGCUGAUGAAAGGAAGGAAUCCUAUAGAGCAACAACGAUUGAGUGAUCUGAUAUUUCUUCACUAUAAUCUGCACUUGCAGGGUUUUAAGUCAAGAUUAAACGCAGACAUUGUGCUUGAAGAGAUUGACCCAAUGGAUGAUUGGAUUGUUGAAGAAGCAAAAGAGAGUUCGUCUCAAAAUGGUGACACAGCAUGGAUGGACUUGGAUUGUGAAGAUAGAACCAUCAUUGAAGAUUUAGUUAAUGGAAGGGGACCUUCUAGCAUUCAACCAAAGGUGGAGACUCGGUCUUGACUUUUUGAGGGCUGGGUUUUGUGCUCUGUGGAGUAGCAUCCGGCUUUUUUUUAUGGAGGACGACUUGGUAAUGGGGGGGUUGAAGUUUUUUGGUAUGUAAUCAUAUCAUCACAAGCUCUUCGGGCGUUAUUCGCAUUUCUAUCCAUAAGAUUUUUUUGAACCCUUGAUAGUAAAUACUAACUUGGGAUCAGCUUUUAUUCAACAGAUUAUGAUGACUAUUAUAGAAUUUUACUGUUUUUACUUUUA
Molecule: messenger RNA, 2946 nt
Organism: Vitis vinifera (wine grape)
Lineage: Eukaryota; Viridiplantae; Streptophyta; Magnoliopsida; Vitales; Vitaceae
Exons: 4
Coding region: 553-2700 (715 amino acids)
Molecular function (GO): protein dimerization activity
Source: RefSeq, a predicted model, not a curated record